Molecule: messenger RNA, 867 nt
Organism: Ziziphus jujuba (common jujube)
Lineage: Eukaryota; Viridiplantae; Streptophyta; Magnoliopsida; Rosales; Rhamnaceae
Exons: 5
Coding region: 1-867 (288 amino acids)
Source: RefSeq, a predicted model, not a curated record
AUGUACAACCAAGUUGGAGUUGGUGCAAGUUUAGAGGUUGGGAGGAGAAAAGGAUACAAUAGCCUGCCUGUAGUGAGGCUAGGAGUGGUGGUUUUGGGGGUGAUAGGGGCUUGUUUGGUGCUAUCUAAUCAUUCAGUCCCCGGUUCUAAUUAUGUGUUUGAGGAAGACCAACUCCUUGCCACAAACACUAGUACUAAUGGCCAUGAGGAGGGCAUGAUCCGGAAGAGUGAAUUAGACAUAGUCCUAGAAAAUGCAUCAAUGGAGGACAAAACCGUGAUCAUAACAAACCUAAACGAUGCAUGGGCAGAGCCAAAUUCAAUAUUCGACCUGUUUCUUGAGAGUUUUCGUAUAGGAAACAAAACACAGAGAUUGGUGAAGCAUUUAGUAGUAAUAUGCUUUGAUGAAAAGGCAUAUAAUCGGUGCUUAGAUUUACAUCCUCAUUGUUAUCACCUUCAAAUCCAUGGAUUCAACUUUACCAGUGAGGCUUUUUUUAUGACCCCACGAUACUUAGAAAUUGUUUGGAGGAAGAUUGAGCUUUUGGCUACAGUCCUUGACAAGGGUUACAACUUUGUAUUUUCAGAUACUGAUAUAAUGUGGCUACGAGAUCCAUUUCCACGGUUUGAUCCUGAUGCAGAUCUUCAAACGUCAUGUGACAUGAUCUACAGAAAUUCAUCUUUCAUAGAUUAUCUGCCAAACACAGGAUUUAAUUAUGUAAAAUCCAACAAUCAAACAAUUCAAUUUUACAAGAUUUUGCUUGAGGAUUGGAAAAAAUUUAUGUCUUUGGAUCCAAGCAAGCAACCAAAUGCUUCAUGGAGUGAUCCACAGCACUGCAGGAAGAAGAAUUCUCAUAAAGGAUAUAAGAGAUAA